CCGUCACUUCACUGUGCUAGAGCAGACAGUGACUCGCAGCCAUGCCUGAGCCAGCCAAGUCCGCCCCCGCGCCCAAGAAGGGCUCCAAGAAGGCGGUGACCAAGACUCAGAAGAAGGGCGACAAGAAGCGUAAGAAGAGCCGCAAGGAGAGCUACUCCAUCUACGUGUACAAGGUGCUGAAGCAGGUGCACCCCGACACGGGCAUCUCGUCCAAGGCCAUGGGCAUCAUGAACUCCUUCGUCAACGACAUCUUCGAGCGCAUCGCCGGCGAGGCGUCGCGCCUGGCGCACUACAACAAGCGCUCCACCAUCACGUCGCGGAGAUCCAGACGGCCGUGCGGCUGCUGCUGCCCGGCGAGCUGGCCAAGCACGCCGUGUCCGAGGGCACCAAGGCUGUCACCAAGUACACCAGCUCCAAGUAGGGCGUCUCGGACCGUCACUCUCAACCCAAAGGCUCUUUUAAGAGCCACCAAUUCUUUCAAGUAAAAGGGCUGAAUCAGUUUUUUUGUUGGGGAGGUAUGUAAAAAGGUUAAUUGCACGUUAAUUAGCCAAGCGGGUGGUCUUCUCUAGCAAGUAAAACUUCGUCUUGCUAAUGCCUGGUGUAUGAGCUUCCUUGUAGGAAUCCUGUAAUCUGGUUCCGUUUUAAAAGGGUCUUGAUUGCAGCACCAACUUGUGCAGGUACAAGUUCUGUGGGGAAUUUAAAAUCAAGUUUUCUAAGGGUUAAAUGCUUUUUAUUUGGGAGACCCAACACUUUCAGUGCACUACGGCA
Catharus ustulatus (Swainson's thrush) is the source of this 768-nucleotide messenger RNA. Its product is annotated as putative histone H2B type 2-D. Gene Ontology annotation, molecular function: protein heterodimerization activity; structural constituent of chromatin; DNA binding. Gene Ontology annotation, cellular component: nucleosome. The record is from RefSeq and is a predicted model, not a curated record. Lineage: Eukaryota; Metazoa; Chordata; Aves; Passeriformes; Turdidae.